AUGAUGAACUUCUUUGGCGGCGGCUCGUCGGAGGAACAGUCGAACGCGAAUGCUGAGGGAGGCGAGUCGUACGGCGCAGAGAAUCUUUCUCUGAAUGAGGAGAAUGCUUACGGGUCGUCGGGUCAGACAUCCGAGGGGUAUGUGACGGAGAGUGUGGUUAAGAAAACUGAGGGCUAUGGGGGACAGGAGUCUGAGGGGUACGGCGCCCAGGAGAGUGGGGGGUAUUCGGGUGAUAACAACGAGGGGAACAAUGCGGAGGGGGGGAGCGGGUAUAACGCGGAUAGCGGCAGUGGGUAUAAUGCGGAGAAGGGCAGUGGGGAUAACGCGGAGGGGGGCAGCGGGUAUAACGCAGAGGGGGGUAGCGGGUAUAACGCAGAGGGGGGCAGCGGGUAUAACGCGGAGGGGGGAAGCGGGUAUAAUGCGGAGAGCGGCAGUGGGUAUAACACCGGGGGGGGCAGUGGGGAUAACGAGGAGCGUGGAAGCGGGUAUAACGCGGAGGGAGGCAGCGGGUAUAAUGCGGAAAGCGGUAGCGGGUAUAAUGCGGAGCGGAGCAGUGAGGAGAACACGGAGGGGGGAAGCGGGUAUAACGCGGAUGGGGGAAGCGGGUACAACGCCGAGGGGGGUAGCGGGGAAAACGCGGAGGGUGGAAGCGGGUAUAAUGCAGAGGGGGGCAGCGGGUAUAACGCUGACGGGGGCAGCGGAUAUAACGCGGAGCGAAGCAGCGGGGAUGACGCGGAGGGGGGUAGCGGAUAUAACGCGGACGGGGGCAGCGGAUAUAACGCGGACGGCGGCAGCGGAUAUAACGCGGACGGCGGCAGCGGAUAUAACGCGGAUGGGGGAAGCGGGUAUAACGCGGACGGGGGCAGCGGUCCCGAUCCUCUUCCUGCCUCCCGUUCUCCCAUUCCCGCCAUGCGAUCUCCUCUCCCCCCCUCCCGAUCUCCUCUCCCGCCUCCCGAUCUCCUCUCCCCGCCUCCCGAUCUCCUCUCCCCGCCUCCCGUUCUCCUCUCCCUGCCUCCCGUUCUCCCAUUCCCGCCAUGCGAUCUCCUCUCCCCCCCUCCCGAUCUCCUCUCCCGCCUCCCGAUCUCCUCUCCCCACCUCGUUCUCCUCUCCCCACCUCGUUCUCCUCUCCCCCCCUCCCGAUCUCCUCUCCCGCCUCCCGAUCUCCUCUCCCCACCUCGUUCUCCUCUCCCCACCUCGUUCUCCUCUCCCCACCUCCCGAUCUCCUCUCCCCGCCUCCCGUUCUCCUCUCCCUGCCUCCCGUUCUCCUUUCCCCGCCUCUCGAUCUCCUCUCCCCGCCUCGUUCUCCUCUCCCCGCCUCGAUCUCCUCUCCCCGCCUCCUGUUCUCACCACCCUCCCUUCCCUCGCCCUUCUCACCCUUCCCUCGCCCUUCUCAUCCUUCCCGCCCUUCUCACCCUUCCCGCCCUUCUCACCCUUCCCGCCCUUCUCACCCUUCCCGCCCUUCUCACCCUUCCCGCCCUUCUCACCCUCCCGCCCUUCUCACCCUUCCCGCCCUUCUCACCCUUCUCGCCCUUCUCACCCUUCCCGCCCUUCUCACCCUUCCCGCCCUUCUCACCCUUCCUGCCCUUCUCACCCUUCCCGCCCUUCUCACCCUUCCCGCCCUUCUCACCCUUCCCGCCCUUCCCUCCCUUCCCUACCUUCUCUCCCUUCCCGCCCUUCUCUCCCUUCCCGCCCUUCUCUCCCUUCCCGCCCUUCUCUCCUUGCCCUCCCUUCUCUCCCUGCCCUCCCUUUCUCUCCCUUCUCUCCCUUCCCUCCCUUCCCUCCCUUCCCUCCCUUCUCCCCCUUCCCUCCCUUCUCUCCCUUCUCUCCCUUCCCUCCCUUCCCUCCCUUCCCGCUCUUCUCACCACCUCUUUGAUAUGCCUUCCUGUCCCCCAUCCUUCCUUCCUUACGCACUCCUCCUGCCAUUCUCUCCUCUUGCAAUCCUCACUGCCAUCCCUCCUUUCCGCAUAUCCUGUAUCCAUGCCCCUUUCGAUUCUCUUGUCGUCACCUCCCAAGCAACAGCGGCAUUGCCAUGGGAAAUUUCAACAUGCAUCUCCCACCUACCCCCACCUACUCCUAUCUCACCUCCCCUCCCCCUACCACAUACUCCCAUCUCACCUCCCCUCUCCCCACCUUACCACGGGAUUUCAGCCCACCACGCCUCCCCAUACCACCUACUCCCAUCAUUGCUCCCCUCCCCCUACCACAUACAACAUACUCCCAUCUGACCUCACCUUCCCCUACCGCCUACUCCCUUCUUAUCUCCCCUCCCCCUACCACCUCUCCUGGCCCUAUCAGGCACUCCUUGCUCACCUCCCCUCCCCCUACCAGGGGCACUCUUCUCAUCUCCCCUCCCCUACCCCUACCAGGGGCACUCUUCUCAUCUCCCCUCCCCUACCCCUACCAGGGGCACUCUUCUCAUCUCCCCUCCCCUACCCCUACCAGGGGCACUCUUCUCAUCUCCCCUCCCCUACCCCUACCAGGGGCACUCUUCUCAUCUCCCCUCCCCUACCCCUACCAGGGGCACUCUUCUCAUCUCCCCUCCCCUACCCCUACCAGGGGCACUCUUCUCAUCUCCCCUCCCCUACCCCUACCAGGGGCACUCUUCUCAUCUCCCCUCCCCUACCCCUACCAGGGGCACUCUUCUCAUCUCCCCUCCCCUACCCCUACCAGGGGCACUCUUCUCAUCUCCCCUCCCCUACCCCUACCAGGGGCACUCUUCUCAUCUCCCCUCCCCUACCCCUACCAGGGGCACUCUUCUCAUCUCCCCUCCCCUACCCCUACCAGGGGCACUCUUCUCAUCUCCCCUCCCCUCCCCCUACCAGGGGCACUCUUCUCAUCUCCCCUCCCCUACCCCUACCAGGGGCACUCUUCUCAUCUCCCCUCCCCUCCCCCUACCAGGGGCACUCUUCUCAUCUCCCCUCCCCCUACCAGGGGCACUCUUCUCAUCUCCCCUCCCCUACCCCUUCUUUCCCCCUCCUCUACCAAGGGCGUUCUGCUCACACCCUGCCCCACACUCCUAUUCUCCCAUGUUUGGUCCCCCAGCAUUCCCUUGCUCGGUUUCUGUGCUUGUGUUGCAGGUGGGGAACCUUCCCGACUGGACAUCCUACUAUCUGCGCCUCACAGGGCACAUAA
This is a messenger RNA of Closterium sp. NIES-65, 3132 nucleotides long. Lineage: Eukaryota; Viridiplantae; Streptophyta; Zygnematophyceae; Desmidiales; Closteriaceae. The record is from the annotation of a GenBank genome assembly.